UACGUACGUAUACGUGGUCGCUUAGCAACCAAAGCCGCUUCUCGAGUCUUUGGUCUUCUGUGUGUAUAGGAUCGAGCCCGGUGCACCGGAAAGGAGACAGCUGGGUACACGGAGGAGGGUGAGUACCACCACGUCCAAUGAAGAAAAAAGAGAUUGAGUAAAGGAGUAAAGUACAUAUUCCAUUUACCAGAAUGGAUAAAGACGAGGAGAACUUCACCACUUUCCUGGCGUACACAAAGAGUCCCAAGACAACAAAAAGAACUUCAUUCCAGGAUGAGCUAAAGAAGGCCGUCAAUGCUCGAGUUUCCCGACAGAAGGCUAUUGAAGAAGCUGAAAGUUCCGAUUACUCAGAAGAGUUUGAAAGUGAUGACAGUUUAGAUGACUCUUUCAAUGAAACAAAAGCAAUCAAACCAGAAUCACGGAGGUCGUUCCAUGAUUUUCACUUCUCAGAUGACGAUGAUGAUGAUGAUAAUGAUAAGAAAUCAAAUAACAAAGUGUCUUUCCUGAAAACUCGGAGGCAGGAAACCAAGGCGCUAGACUAUGAAGGCAAUGAACGUACUCCGCCAAAAUCGCCAAUCUUUGGUGAUAUGGGAAAUGGACGUCUCAUAGCAAAAGACCAGAAACCCACUCCAAAGCCACGAGAGUCCAGGAUGAAACGGUCACCAUCACCUCCAGGUUCUGUUUUUUCUACAUUGGAUGGGGACUUUAAACCAACUCCACAGGACAGGAACAGAGACAAGACUGAGGGCAAACACACCAUGAAUAAAACGGUAUCAGUCGCUGCUCCAUCUUCUCUAACAAGACUAAAUGAUAAAGUUUCUGCUUCUGAAACGCAGUCCUUUUCUGAGAGACAUAGCCCAGAGGGACUUCGUCUAUCAGAUUCGCCCUCACCAACUGCAAGACUGAGGUCUCUUCCUAGGACAGCUGUUCAAAAAGACAUGACGAUCACAAAGGAAGAUGCAUCAGGGGUACUUAAAGAUCUCAAGAUUGGAGACAAUGAUGGCCAUGGGAACACUGAAUUACAUGUCAGUGAAGAAGGUUCUCCAUCGGUUCUCGAAAUGAUGUUAACCAAUGUAAAGGAAAAGUCUGCUCAAGGGGAAAACAAAGAUCCUCGUCUUUCAAAAACAUUUGAAAUAUUUGACUCUAGUGAAGAAGAUAAAAUGUUUGGCAAACAUUCACAGAAGCUUGAUCUUCAAAAGAAGACAGAGGAGUUUCUCAAACUAGAUAGAUCCCAAUCAAGCAGAUCUAUAUCUGCCCAACAAAACAAAAAGUCCGUCAAGCACAGAAAUUCUGCUAAGUCACGCUAUAUGGGAACUUUAACCGUAUUAGACAAAUCGGUCUAUGAAAAUAAUGGUGAGAUCGAAGCUGCAGAUACUUUGCGUGCCGCUGUUUACCAGAACUGGCUGGAAAAAAAGAAAAUGUUUCUUCGAGAAGGUCAUAAAAUGAAAAUGACUGAAGAGGAACAAAAGAAAGAAAAACUAAAGAUGCAGAAUGAAAUGAAGAAAGAAGAGGCCAUGGCUGCAUUCAUGGCCUGGAAAUCGGAAAAGAAAAAGGAUAUAAAAGAAAUUCGAACAAAGCAAAAACUGGAAGAAAAUAAAAAGUUAGAAGAACUUCAAGAUAUUGCACGCAGAAAACAGGAUUGCAGAAAGGCUUUUGAAAAGUGGAAAGAGUCAAAGGAAGAUCAUUUGAAAGAAAAAGCUUUUAAAGAAAAGAAUCUUGAAAUGGAAAAAAAGUUGAAGGAGAAAAAUAUGAUCUCGGAGAAAAAGAGCAACAGCAUGACUGCUUUUAAAACCUGGAAUGAAAGAAAAGAACUUGUGCUGAAGGAAAAGACAAAAGAAAAAAAGAAUGAGAAACUAAAAGUGAAGAAAAUAAUAUCAGAAAAAAAAGAGAAGGAGCAAAUGGCUUUAGACCUAUAUGAGGAAUGGCUGGAGAAAAAAGAGCAACAAGAAAAGAUUGAAAAGAAGCAGAGAAAGAUGCAAAUCAUUUUAGACGAUGAACCCCCUCCUCCAUGGAGUCCUCCGGGAAGAACUAUCCCAGCAGGCAGAUGACUGUGGUCUCAAUUCUCUCCAUUCUACAAACUGAAAUAGCAAUAUUUCUUAACAUUUCACAAUAUGUGUGCGUUCUUGUUUUGGUUCUAAACAUUUAAAUGUCUUGUGCUGUAAAAUAUCGCUUCCUGUUUAGUGUAAUCUGCGAUUGGAAAUCCUACAACGCUCCAGCUGUAGAGACGAUUGGUCUGCCAGCUUUGGCAAGUUUUUAUUUCCACAACAGUUCUAUUACCACUGUAGAAAGUGUAUGCAGUCUUACUAUAUUGCCCAAUAAAUAUCGUAACUAGGGACAAUUUUAAA
Messenger RNA from Rana temporaria (common frog), 2345 nucleotides. It is a transcript of the gene MAP9, whose product is annotated as microtubule associated protein 9. Gene Ontology annotation, biological process: mitotic spindle assembly; mitotic cytokinesis; regulation of mitotic cytokinesis. The transcript is spliced from 14 exons. The record is from RefSeq and is a predicted model, not a curated record. The coding region runs from base 192 to 2048 and encodes 618 amino acids. Gene Ontology annotation, molecular function: microtubule binding. Gene Ontology annotation, cellular component: astral microtubule. NCBI's taxonomy places the organism in Eukaryota, Metazoa, Chordata, Amphibia, Anura, Ranidae.